Messenger RNA from Plutella xylostella (diamondback moth), 1445 nucleotides. The record is from RefSeq and is a predicted model, not a curated record. Lineage: Eukaryota; Metazoa; Arthropoda; Insecta; Lepidoptera; Plutellidae.
AUGCGAGCCUGUAGCAAGGGCACAAUAGGCCUGCUGACACUGAGCUCCGGCAAGCCGGUGGAGGUCCACGAGACGGUGGGUCUCAACGACAACCUGAUCCGCAACCUGUACUUCCUGGACUCCAUCACGCACCUGGCCCGCGAGCGCAUCCCCGAGCGCUUCGUCCACGGCAAGGGGUCAGGAGCCUUCGGCUACUUCGAGGUCACGCAUGACGUCACAGGCGUCUGCAAGGCCAAGUUCCUUAGCGAGAUCGGCAAGACCACCCCAGUGGCUGUCCGGUUUUCCUCGACCGGAGGCGAGCGAGGCACCCCAGAUACUACGCCGGAUAUCCGAGGAUUAGCCAUCAAAUUCUACACCGAAGAGGGGAACUUCGAUAUUGUUGCUCUUAACACCCCAGCUUUCGUCAUCAAAGACCCCGUUCUGUUCCCUUCCUUCGUUCAUGCCAUCAAAAGAAACCCCACGUCCAAUAUCAGAGAUGAAAACUCCAGGCUAGACUUCCUUACGCUCAGACCUGAGGAUAGAAACUUCAUGCUGACGUUAUAUUCUGACCGCGCUACUCCCGCCAGCUUCAGGGAAAUGUUCGCUUUCGCUAUCCACACGUACCAAGUUGAAAAUGAGGAUGGUGUGCCCAGUUUUGUUCGCUUUACCUUCUUGCCCGACCUUGGGAAUAGAAAUAUGAACGCAUCCGAAGCGGCCAGGCUGGCCGGAGAAGACCCUGACUACUUGACUAGAGACUUGUUCGACAACAUCGCCAACGGCAACUAUCCGUCCUGGACUGCCUACCUGCAAAUACUGUCCCUGGAAGAUGUAAAAAAUGCGGGCUUCGACGUCUUUGAUGUGACCAAAAUCUUACCUGAACAUCAAUUUCCUCUGCAUCCUUAUGGUCGAUUUGUGCUUAAUCAGAACCCUAUUAAUUUCUUCGCUGAAGUUGAGCAACUAGCUUUUAGUCCAGGAAACCUGGUACCUGGUAUUCUUGGGGCGCCUGACGACAUGUUUGCGGCCAGAAUCUUUUCGUACCGAGACGCGCACAACUACCGCCUGGGGCCUAACGUGAACAAGAUCGCCGUGAACAGCCCUAUGAAUGAGGUGCACACCUACUUGCGCGACGGCCGCUCCCCUGUUAACGACAAUGAGGACAAUGCUCCAAACUAUUUCCCUAACUCCUUCCACGGCGCUCUCCCUCGUGUAGACGACCAGAAGUCGAAGCUCAUAGUGGUCCUCCAGAACGAUGAUGGCAGCAUUGAGCAAGCUCGCGACUACCUCCUUCCUACGUUCACGCCUGAAGAGCAAGAGUCUAUACCGCGAAACCUGGCCAGGUUCAUGCGGCCUGUCGUGGACUUUAUAAGAAAACGUGUGAUAGAAAUAUUCGAAGUGAUUGAUCCCUAUAUUGCUCAGAAAAUAGUUGAGCAGUUGAACGAGCAGUAACAGCACGCACCUGCAUUAUU